Molecule: messenger RNA, 1431 nt
Organism: Colius striatus (speckled mousebird)
Lineage: Eukaryota; Metazoa; Chordata; Aves; Coliiformes; Coliidae
Product: keratin, type I cytoskeletal 15
Exons: 8
Coding region: 1-1431 (476 amino acids)
Molecular function (GO): structural molecule activity
Source: RefSeq, a predicted model, not a curated record
AUGGCUACUUCCUUCAUACAGAGCUCUUCUUCUACCUAUGGUGGUGGCUUUGGUGCGGGUGGAAGCAGCAGCUCUCGCCUUUCCUCAGUCCGCACAGGAGGAACCUGCCGAGCUCCAAGCAUACAUGGAGGAUCUGGUGGCAGGGGUGUCUCCAUCUCUUCAGCUAGGUAUGUCUCCUCUGUAGGAGGUGGAUAUGGUGGUGGCUUGUCUUCUGGUUUUGGUGGUGGUUAUGGAGGAGGCUACAGUAGCUUUGGCGGUGGUGCAGCCUGUGGCUUUGGUGGAGGGGCUGGCUUUGGUGGAGGCGCUGGCUUUGGUGGAGGUUUUGAACUUGGUGGUGGCUUUGGUGGUGGUGAUGGCCUUCUCUCUGGAAAUGAAAAGAUAACCAUGCAGAAUCUGAAUGAUCGUCUGGCCUCGUACCUGGACAAGGUACGAGCACUGGAAGAGGCAAAUUCUGAUUUAGAAGUUAAAAUCCGAGACUGGUAUCAGAAGCAGGCUCCUACCAGCCCAGCCCGGGACUACAGUCAUUAUUACAAGACCAUUGAAGAUCUCCGAGACAAGAUCCUUGCAGCUACUAUUGACAAUUCCAGGGUCAUUUUGGAGAUCGACAAUGCCAGGCUGGCUGCGGAUGACUUCAGACUGAAAUAUGAGAAUGAGUUGUUCCUGCGCCAGAGUGUAGAGUCUGACAUCAACGGCCUGCGCAGGGUCCUGGAUGAGCUGACUCUGUCCAGAGCUGACCUGGAGAUGCAGAUUGAAAACUUAAAGGAGGAGCUGGCCUACCUCAAGAAGAACCAUGAGGAGGAGAUGAAAGAGUAUUCAAACCAACUAAGUGGAACAGUCAACGUGGAAAUGGACGCGGCUCCUGGCAUCGACCUGACCAGAAUUCUCGCUGAGAUGAGGGAACAGUAUGAAGCUCUGGCUGAGAAGAACCGUAAAGAUGCUGAAGCCUGGUUCUUCACUCAGACCGAUGAGCUGAACCGUGAAGUAGCCACCCAUACACAACAGAUACAGACGAGCAAAUCAGAGAUCACAGAACUGAGACGCACAGUCCAGAGCCUGGAGAUCGAGCUCCAGUCACAGCUUAGCAUGAAAGCUGGACUGGAAGCCAACCUGCGGGAUACAGAAGGACGGUACUGUGCCCAGCUGGCACAGAUUCAGGCCCUUAUCACCAGCGUGGAGGAGCAAUUGAGUGAACUUCGAUGUGACAUGGAGCGUCAGAACCAGGAGUACAGAAUGCUCAUGGACAUCAAAAGCCGCCUGGAGCAGGAAAUCGCCACGUACCGCCAGUUGCUGGAGGGCCAGGACGCUCACUCCUGCAGUCUUUUCUCAUCAGGAAGAUGCUCCAGUAAGCAGAUAUUUCAAACUGCAGAAAAACAACAUCACAAUCUGCUAGAAAAAGAAAAACCAAGCAAUACAAAUUAUGUGUUUUCCUGA